AUGGUGAAAAAAUGUGACAAAUGCCAGAGAUUUGCAACCUUGAUCCACUGCCCCGCCAACAGUCUGUCGGCCAUCAGUAGUCCGCUCCUCUUUGCCAAACGGGGGAUGGAUAUUUUAGGACCGUACACGCCAGCAUCUGGUCAAAGGCGUUAUGUGUUUAUGGCAGUAGACUACUUCACAAAGUGGGUGGAGGCCGAGGCUGUAAGGGGCAUCAAGUGGACGGAUGUUUCAGCCUUCAUAUGGAAGAGUAUCAUUACACGUUUUGGCGUUCCUCAGUCUAUGGUGUCCGACAAUGGACCCCAAUUUGAAACACCUCAACUCAAGGAAUGGUUGGAAGGUCGGGGCAUAGCUCAUUGCUUUGCUUCGGUCGGCCGACCACAAGCCAACGGCCAAGUAGAAGCAUACAACAAGUUGAUCUCCAAUGGUAUCAAGCGCAAGCUUGAAAAGGCAGGCGGCCUAUGGGCUGAUGAGUUGGUCAAUGUAUUAUGGUCCAUACGAACAAUGGCCAAGAGCUCCACAGGGGAAACUCCAUUCUUUUUGGUGUAUGGUGCUGAGGCCGUCCUCCCAAUUGAGAUGUAUGAGCCCACUCUUAGAGUGAUGCUAUAUGAUGAAGUGGCUAAUUGGGAAGUCAUGAAGACCGCCUUAGACUUCCUCCCUGAAGCUAGGGGCAAUGCGGCGCUAAGACACAAAAUUUAUCGCCUAAGGAUGACAAGGGCAUACAAUCGCCGAGUGUCAAAGCGGCCGCUAAAAUUGGGAGAUUUGGUCCUAAGGAAAAUGGAGGCUGUGGGCCGAGCAAAUGAAGAUGGAAAGUUGACCCCAAACUGGGAAGGGUCGUAUCGAAUCAGGGAAGAAGUUCGAGAUGAAACUUACCGUCUCGAAGCCAUGAACGACCGACCUAUUCCGCGGACAUGGAACACUGAUAAUUUGAAGAAAUAUAAUGUUUAA
Molecule: messenger RNA, 945 nt
Organism: Chenopodium quinoa (quinoa)
Lineage: Eukaryota; Viridiplantae; Streptophyta; Magnoliopsida; Caryophyllales; Amaranthaceae
Exons: 1
Coding region: 1-945 (314 amino acids)
Biological process (GO): DNA integration
Molecular function (GO): nucleic acid binding
Source: RefSeq, a predicted model, not a curated record